Moneuplotes crassus is the source of this 1010-nucleotide messenger RNA. The record is from the annotation of a GenBank genome assembly. NCBI's taxonomy places the organism in Eukaryota, Ciliophora, Spirotrichea, Euplotida, Euplotidae.
AACCCAAAAACAAAAAUGCUGAAGACAUCAGAAUAUGCCAAACCCUUAGUAGAGAAGUACAGGCCAGUGACUCUGGAUGAUGUGGUAGGAAAUGAAAUGGCUGUUGAACAAUUGAAGGCAAUAGUUGACGAAGGCAACAUGCCUAACUUGAUUGUUGUGGGACCUCCGGGAACAGGAAAAACUUCUUCAGUAAUGUGCCUAGCCAGGCAAAUGCUUGAAGGAUAUGUUAAAGAAGCAGUUUUGGAACUGAAUGCUUCUGAUGAAAGAGGAAUUGAUGUCGUCAGGGACAAAAUUAAGCAAUUUGCAACUCAAAAAGUUAAUACUCCUGAAGGCACUCAAAAGAUCAUCAUUUUGGAUGAGGCAGACUCUAUGACUGAAAGUGCUCAACAAGCUUUAAGAAUGAUCAUGACUGAGUAUAGUAGCACUACAAGAUUUGCACUUGCUUGUAAUGAUUCCAGUAAAAUUAUUGAGCCAAUCCAAUCGAGAUGUGCUAUUAUCAGAUACACUAAAUUAUCGGAUGAAGAAAUUCUGGAAAGACUCAAUCAAGUCAUUGAAAAGGAAGAAAUUAAAUGUGAUGAAUCUGGUCUCCAAGCUUUACUUUUCACUGCAGAUGGAGAUAUGAGAUAUGCUCUCAACAACCUUCAAGCAACUUCUGCAGGAUUUUCUGAAGUUACUAGAGACAACGUAUUUAAAGUAUGCGAUAUGCCACACCCUGAUAUCAUGAAAACAAUUCUUGAUUGCUGAAACAGAGGAGAGUUUGAUGAAGCAGCUGAAAAUGUUGAUAUUAUUUACCAAGAGGGUUACAACAUCAUGGACAUCAUCAGUACAAUCACUAAACUAAUUCAAACAGAUGAGGACAUUACUGAUGAAAAGAGGCUUAAUUAUCUGAGAGAAUCUACUGAAUUUAAGAUGAGAAUCCUUGAAGGGUUGGACAGUCAUCUUCAAUUGCACUCAUAUCUCGCUACUUUAUGCUCGACUAGAUAAUUGAUUCAAUUAUAACUAAAGUUCGC